GGCCAUGCACACGGGAGUACCGGACUUGGGUCGAGGGCCCACGAAAUUCCGGCCGAUGCGCCGGCCAUCCGCCGCCCGCCCGCUAGCUAGUCCCCGCCGCCGUGGCGCGCCCGGCGCGGCGCUCCCCUGGCGUCUGCCCGACCGUCCUUGUCACCGCCGCCGCUGUGCUGCUCCCGCGCCCCGCGAGCUUGAACGCGCCUCCUCGGGAUCCCGGCGUCGGCGGCCGUGAGAAGCCUCAGCUCGAGUCCACACAACUCUGAUUUCAGGAGGACCGGUUCUAGUUAUUACAACAUUGGUAUGGAAGGCUUCCAUGGUGGUCAGAGCGCUUGUCCUCAAUCUGAGCAACACUCUGAUCAUGUGUCUGACUCGGUCGAGGAUGCAAUAUCUGAUGAGGAUGUUCUUGCACCAACAAGACUCUCAUUAGCUUUUGCUGCUUCAAAAGAAAGAGAGAAGGAAAACAAAAUGGUGGAGCAGGAUGAAUCAGCCAUCUGGGAUGAAGUUCUGGAAGAAGCUGAUGAACUGGCCUAUGUUCACAAAGUUCCUCCUAGUAUAUCAUUCCUAUCUGCUGGAACAGGCAAAAGGAGAAAAAGUGAAAACAAGCUCAAAUUCUCAAUACGUGGAUCCAGUUCUGUUUCGUUGAAUGUGAAGACUGAAAAUUCAUACGUUGGGGAGCAAAAAACUUCAUCAGGAGUGCCAACAAAUGGAGCUCCAGAAAAUAUGAUGGCUGAGCUGAUGGAAAAUAUCAAGGAAGAAACUGAAGAUUUGCCCUCAGAGUUUGCCUGUCCAACCAAGAAAGCAAAUAUUUCAAUUUCUGAACUUCUUGAUAAUCUUCAGGAUAGAAGUGCCUCCUCUGUUGGAACACCAUUUUCGUUGCACCAACACACCGCAGCUAAGGAAGAUAAACCAAAAGUCCCUACUUCGAAGAGAACAUUGGCACUUCUAGGUCAGAGGAAUCUUGAGAUUGAGAAUCCCUUGGGGCAUAUAAUUGGUGAAACAUCUAGCGAGGAGGAAGACAAUGUUGAAAACAACUUGGCUUUGAUCAACAAAGAUGUGAAGGGGCAAACUAUGGCUGAUAUAUUCCAACAAGUAUUUAAUGCAACAAGCAUGGACUGUUCUACACUUCCCGUGAGAUCAUAUGGCAGAGCUGGUUAUUAUGGACGUAUGCAGCAGAUUCUGCAGAUGGAGAAAGAUAGGCAUGCUGAGUUCCUAAGACAGUAUAACAGAGAGCAAGAUUGUUUAGGCGAUUCAAGGGGCAUUACUGUUCAAAUUUUGUCAAGGUCUUUGGAAGGAAAGCUAACCAUCUGCCGUUGUUUGUUCAUGGAAAAGAGUAGUUUGCCUUCUACAGGCGAUGUCUCAACAGAUUGUGCUAUGGAUGGUAGCAGCAUGAAGAGGACCAUUAUCUUCAGCCCCAAGAUCUGUGACAGCGUGGAUCUUGUAGCAGGAAACAUUAUUCAUAUUUUCCCACCAUGGAAAGAAGUCAAGGUAAAAGAAGAGACCGUGCUUCUUUGCACCUACUUCUCCCGUCGUGGACGUUGAUACUCGAUAUGCAUUUUUUUACCCCUUUUCGACGAACUGAUGGUGAGGAAGACGAAGCAACGACCAUGUAUGGCCGUGUCCGGUGUUGGCGUGCAAGCGGCUGACCUGAUGGUUUAGAUCAUUUUAGGAUACUCCUGAUGUUAGUUGUUACCUGCUGACGAGGUAGAGUGAAUCUGUACCCAACGGAAGAGAGGUUGUGUCGUUGCUGAUCACCGAUGCAACCAGUACAAAUCUAAUGCAGCAAUGUAUUGCUUUUUUGUGUGUCAUGUGUCUGGGGGAUAACGAUAGCAAUGACGCAUUCCAAAUUCUGAGGACUAAUGAUAGCAAUGGUGCAAACAAGCCAAUCUUAGUCCCUGGACGCCGAGACCAUGCAUUCGGAAGAAGCUC
Oryza brachyantha (malo sina) is the source of this 1923-nucleotide messenger RNA. RefSeq lists its product as uncharacterized. The record is from RefSeq and is a predicted model, not a curated record. The transcript is spliced from 10 exons. The coding region runs from base 298 to 1536 and encodes 412 amino acids. Lineage: Eukaryota; Viridiplantae; Streptophyta; Magnoliopsida; Poales; Poaceae.